AUGGCAGCUGCAUCUCGUCGUCGCGCUGGCGGCGCUGUCGCAGUUGCAGCCUUGCUUGGUGUCUAUCUUGGCUCGAGUAAUUCGAGGCUGGCUCUCGUGGAGUUGAAAGCUAUGGACCGGAAGCUGGAGCUUCAUCGCUUCAUGGGGUCUUGGUACGUACUCGCCCACAUCCCGGUGAAGCUCGUAAACGAACACCUGGCUCACAACGCGGUCGAGACAUAUAGCUGGGACGAGAAAAAGCAACGCAUUGGCGUUCACUACAGGUUCAAUGAGAAGGCCUUGGAUGGCCGCAUCAACGACAGUUAUCAGCGUGGCUGGGUCUGGAACAAGGACACCAACGCGGAGUGGAGGGUGUCGCCAAAGCUACCGCUGUUGGGCUACUUCUUCAGCUACUGCGGGCUAAAGCUCCCCUACAUCAUUGUGGAUUGUGCAAGUGACUACAGCAGCGCGAUAGUUGGUUAUCCAAGUCGCACCUACCUGUGGAUCCUAAGCAGAAAGCCAGCAGUCUCCGAUGCGGAAUACCAGAAGCUGAUCGAGAAAUCCAAAGAGCUGGGAUAUGAUGAAGCCAAAAUUCGAAAGGUACCACAGAUCCCAGAUGCACAAAUCUUUGAAGUGCCGUCUAGCUGA
Molecule: messenger RNA, 627 nt
Organism: Symbiodinium pilosum
Lineage: Eukaryota; Dinophyceae; Suessiales; Symbiodiniaceae
Source: the annotation of a GenBank genome assembly